UUGUAUAUGUGGAUUCCAAGUAAGUCUUUUAUCAAGUGUAAGUCCUAAAUAGUUAUCUUUGUCGGAUUGAGGAACAAGUUCAUUGUAAAGUGUAUGCUAGGAUAAGUCUUAAGGAAGAGUGUGUAACAAACAAAUUGAAAUGAACGUGAAGGUGGUGAUGGACUUUGGAACUUGUGAGAGACAAAAGUGCAGAAAGGCUAAAAGGCAGAGGACAGGAGGCAUUCCAUUGGGAGACUGCGAACAAACCACCUCGAAUGUAGCUGCUUCAACUUGGCUUGUGAAGAAUCAUCUUAUGAAACAUCAGGAAAACAGCAUUCAUCGUGGUCAAAAAGAAAACACUGGGGUACUCCUUUCUUCUCCUGUCCUACUACCUAUCCGAUUACCAUCUGGAAGGAACUCAAAACAGUCUACAUCUGCAUCCACAGCACAUAGUACAAUCUUCAUCUUCAACAACCAGUUAUGCAUCUCGCAGACCAAUUAUGUGCUCCCACAGACUUCGUCAUGUAUGUUCGCACAUUUUUUGGGGUUUACAAAUUUUGUAACAAACAAAUUGAAAUGAACGUGAAGGAGGUGAUGGACUUUGGAACUCGUGAGAGACAAAAGUGCAGAAAGGCUAAAAGGUGGAGGACAGGAGGCAUUCCAUUGGGAGACUGUGAACAAACCACCUCGAAUGUAGCUGCUUCAACUUGGCUUGUGAAGAAUCAUCUUAUGAGAAAACAUCAGGAAAACAGCAAUCAUCGUGUGAGUCUUUUCCUAUUCCAUAUUUCCUUAAUUUUAUUCCUUGGGGAUUGCGCAUACAUAAAUAUUAUGAAUUCAUUUAUUUUUAACAA
Molecule: messenger RNA, 830 nt
Organism: Cimex lectularius (bed bug)
Lineage: Eukaryota; Metazoa; Arthropoda; Insecta; Hemiptera; Cimicidae
Exons: 2
Coding region: 140-559 (139 amino acids)
Source: RefSeq, a predicted model, not a curated record